This is a messenger RNA of Stylophora pistillata, 696 nucleotides long. Its product is annotated as DBH-like monooxygenase protein 1. Gene Ontology annotation, biological process: octopamine biosynthetic process; dopamine catabolic process; norepinephrine biosynthetic process. The record is from RefSeq and is a predicted model, not a curated record. Gene Ontology annotation, molecular function: dopamine beta-monooxygenase activity; copper ion binding. Gene Ontology annotation, cellular component: secretory granule membrane. Lineage: Eukaryota; Metazoa; Cnidaria; Anthozoa; Scleractinia; Pocilloporidae.
GUUGCGAACCGUUUAGUCACGAUUAAGUGCGGAUGCAUAAAAGAAAUGUCUUCUUCAGUGCUAGUGGUUUUAUCAGUUCUGGUCUCAGCCAGAGCCGCUGUUCUCUCUACUGAGUACGCUCACUAUGCAGCUCUGGAUCCGAAAGAGUUAAUGAAGCUGUACUGGACCGUCGACUGGGAUCAAGAAACCGUGUCUUUUGCUGUUGAGGCGGCAACUACAGGAUGGGUAGGUUUCGGAAUCUCGUCAGGGAAUGGAAAGAUGGCCGGUAGCGACGUGGUCAUUGGAUGGGUAAAGGACUCCAAAGGCUAUUUGACGGAUCGUUUUGCUGAUGAACAAAGUCUACCGCCACUGGACAGUGAAAACAACUACGAAUUAACUGGCUGGGAGGAAUCAGGGGGCAACACCGUGUUGAAGUUUAAAAGAAAUUUUAACACCUGUGAUACUAAAGACAGAAAUAUCGAGCAAGGAACUACAAAAGUCGUGUUUGCUUAUCACACAGAAGACCCAAAGUCUGAGGAUGACAUCAAGCGACAUACCUUUCGGGGUUCGAGGAGUAUACUUCUCCUGAACAACUUGGACAAGAAAACUGUGAAUGAGAAAGGAUGGAAGCAAUUUGACGUUUUCAGUUAUAAUGUUAUGUCUGCGGACAGAGAUGAGGGUCUCACUGGGUUGAUGGCUUUUACAACUAACGGUUAA